Lethenteron reissneri (Far Eastern brook lamprey) is the source of this 2054-nucleotide messenger RNA. RefSeq names its product mitochondrial import inner membrane translocase subunit TIM44-like. Gene Ontology annotation, biological process: protein import into mitochondrial matrix. Gene Ontology annotation, molecular function: protein-folding chaperone binding. Gene Ontology annotation, cellular component: mitochondrial inner membrane. The record is from RefSeq and is a predicted model, not a curated record. Lineage: Eukaryota; Metazoa; Chordata; Hyperoartia; Petromyzontiformes; Petromyzontidae.
AUGUCGCUGCCCCCGCCGCGUGCUUCAAAAACGCUUCCGGGUCGCGAGACUCUCGCGAGACUCUCGCGAGAUCCUGCACCGGCCAAGAUGGCGGCGCUGUGUCGGUACUCACAGCAGUGCGUGUACAGGAGAAGGCUUCAGGCGCUGCCCAGCCUCUGCGCCACCGCCGCACAGCGAUGUGGGCACGAGCCGGCGACGCCCCCGGUGCUCCAGCACGCGCAGGGGAACGCGUACUCCACUGGAGGGAGAAAGGGAUUCUUUUCGGAGUUUUUUGACAACAUUAAGCAGGACAUGACAAAGAAUAAAGAAAUGAAGGAGAGUCUUAAAAAGUUCCGGGAAGAGGCGAAACGACUCGAUGAGUCUGAUGCCCUGCAACAGGCGAGGAGGAAAUACAAAACAAUCGAAUCGGAGACGUUGAAGACAUCGGAAAAGCUUAAGAAGAAGAUGGAGGAGCUGUCGGACACCGUGAAGGAGGGCUUUGAGGAGGUGGGUAAGACCGAUAUUGGGAAGAGGCUCAAGGAGGGAGUGGAGGGAGCCGCCCGCACCGCCAAGGACUCUGCGCAGUCCGUGUCGCGGAGCGGGGAGAUGCUGGGGAAGACGUCGGCAUUCCGCGCAAUCUCGCAGAGCGUGGAGUCGGUGAAGAGGGAGAUUGACGACAGCGUGCUGGGCCGCACCGGCAGCUACCGGCCCCCGGCGGUGCUGAGGAAGCGAAGCGAGGGCGCCGCCGACAAGGACACGGAGGAGAAGAUCUUCUCGGCCAACACAGAGGCGAUGGGCAUGGUGCUACACAAGGACUCACGUUGGUAUCAACAGUGGAGGGAGUUCCGCGAUGGGAACGUCGUCUUCAACAGGUUCUUUGAGAUGAAGAUGCGUUACGACGAGAGUGACAACGCUAUGAUCCGCGCGUCACGCACCCUCACCGACAAAGUCUCCCAGCUCGUCGGGGGACUUUUCUCCAAGACGGAGAUGUCCGAGGUGCUCACAGAGAUCCUCAAGGUGGACCCCGCCUUCGACAAGGAGCGGUUCCUCAUGCAGUGCGAGAAGGACAUCAUCCCCAACGUGCUGGAGGCGAUGUUGCGGGGACAGUUGGACGUGCUGCAGGACUGGUGCUACCAGGCGACGUACAGUCAGCUCGCUCACCCCAUCAAGCAGGCUAAGGCCAUGGGCUGCUCCUUCCACUCGCGCAUCCUCGACAUCGACAACAUUGACCUGGCGAUGGGGAAGCUGAUGGAGCAGGGUCCCGUGCUCAUCAUCACCUUCCAGGCUCAGCUCGUGCUGGUGCUGCGAGACUCCAAGGGGCAGACGGUGGAGGGCGACCCCGACAAGGUGGUGCGUAUGUUGUACGUGUGGGCUCUGUGCCGUGACCAGGAGGAGCUCAAUCCCCUGGCUGCGUGGCGCCUCCUGGACAUCUCGGCCUCCAGCUCGGAACAGAUCCUCUGAUCGCUCAGCCCGCUCCCGGCCCCGCUCCCGGCUCCACAACAGCGACCACAUCUUGGCUCCGGUUUAGUCAGAGCUCCGAUACUGCAGCUCGUAGGGUGUGCCGCCACCGCCGGGAGUGGUGGUUGGUGGUGGUGGUGGUGGGAGGAGGAGGAUUAGCUGAGCGUGAGCACUGCUAUGGGGGUGGGGGGGGGCACGGUACGGGUGAAGGUGCAGCCCUGAAAUUGCUUGUUCGAGCCACUGCUGGCGGAAAGGCCUCCACUACAGGGAGCUCUUAAGAGAGCAAAGAGGGUAUUCUGCCUACUUUUCCACACUGGCCCGACAUCUUGGAAGAGGUGGAAGGUGGACGCGAUUCGUAAUGAUUCCUCCUCUCUCCUCCUCCGUGUAACGCGGGGGCCCAGGGUGCGCUAGCGGGCAGCGUGUGUCACGUUUAUUGCGACCUUGCCCGACCCUGUACUGCCAAGAUGAGGACGACACCAUUUUUUAUUGAUUGAUUUUUUUAAUGUAAAAAAUAGUGCUAUGUUGGAAGAGAAUGGUUAUUAUUAUUAUCAUCAUCAUCAUUAUUAUCACAGUCAUAAUGCGCUAUACAUGAAGCUAUUAAAACAGGCGAAACGCGA